This is a messenger RNA of Dinoponera quadriceps, 5771 nucleotides long. It is a transcript of the gene Dgk, whose product is annotated as diacylglycerol kinase 1. Bases 465 to 3218 code for a protein of 917 amino acids. The record is from RefSeq and is a predicted model, not a curated record. Lineage: Eukaryota; Metazoa; Arthropoda; Insecta; Hymenoptera; Formicidae. The transcript is spliced from 19 exons. Gene Ontology annotation, molecular function: ATP-dependent diacylglycerol kinase activity; calcium ion binding. Gene Ontology annotation, cellular component: plasma membrane. Gene Ontology annotation, biological process: intracellular signal transduction; diacylglycerol metabolic process; lipid phosphorylation.
UCACGCGUGUGCGCAUCGUUCGGACCGUUUGUGUCGUAUAUCGCGGACACGACAUAUCUCUUUCUCUCUCUCACGCGCGCGGAGAUUGUCCGUCUCUAAGAGGAAGAGAAAGUAGCUACCGUUCUCUCUCUCUCUCUCUCGCGCUGUCGACUCGCUACGACGAACGUUGAUACCGGUCUCGCCGCACACGCUUUCUGCGAUCGAUUCGCAUUACCCCUUUUUUUUCCCGAUCCUCCUCUCUCUCUUCCUUCUCCUCCUAUCGUCCACAGUCACUCACGCACAUACGCACUCACCCCCUCGCAUCCCCGGAGGGCGCCGGCCGAGGACGAUGUCGAGGAUGUGAACCAGGAGACACCUGGAGCGAAGCGUAUUGGUCGCCAGUGCGAUGGCGCAGAAAUGGUGACGAAUUUCAGUAUCGAACAUCUGGCCGCUCGUCCUGAGGGACACAUAGACCAGAAGUAAGGAUGGCCUUUCACUGGGAUAAGCUUUCGCCAACUGAAUUCCAACAACUCCAAGACUUGGCAGCUUAUUCCACGCGGAAACUCCAGGAUAUUCUGGUCGAAUUUUGCGGGAGCAACACGACAUCGACGGGCGUGGCCAAAUAUCAUCCGGAUGGAGACAUCGAUUACGAGGGUUUUCGCAAGUUUCUGAACACGUAUCUGGAGAUCGACACGCCCGAUGAACUAUGCCGACAUCUCUUCCUUUCGUUCGUUAGGAAGAGCCCGCGUGUAGACAGCAAGGCUUUCAAGGAGAUGGCUGUGCUCUCCUCGACAACUGCCUGCGCUGCAAUUACAUCGCACACGACUUCUAGCAGUAACGUUAAUAGCACCGGCAUACCGGUCGCCGGCAUCGCUGCCGAGAGCCACAGCAGCGGGUCCUCGUUGGCCGACAAAAUUCACGGAAUUACGGAAAAAUUGCAAGCGCUCAGCCAUCACAGAACGGAAAGUGAAGUCUCAAAGACGCGAACAGGAAGCGUGCAUCCAAUGUUAACAGUCACCCAUACAUCGUAUAGCUGCCAUGACGUACUGGAGAAGAAGAGCACGGAUAGCAGCCCGAGCCACAGUCAAAUGUCGCGAAAUUCGUCCAGGAAGUCGAACAAUUCCCUUCUCGUCAACAACGGGAAAUUGGAAGAGAUGAGGCACCUCGUUAGGAAGCAGAGCACGAUGGAUGUCCAUGCCGUUAAAGUCAGCCUGAAAGACAUCGUGUGUUACUUGUCCCUACUGGAAGCUGGCAGACCAGAGGAUAAAUUGGAAUUCAUGUUCCGGUUAUACGACACGGAUGGGAACGGUGUCCUUGAUACAAACGAGAUGGACUGCAUCGUGAAUCAGAUGAUGAAUGUCGCGGAGUAUCUCGGCUGGGACGUUACGGAGUUGAAGCCGAUUCUGCAGGACAUGAUGCUAGAGAUCGACUACGACGCGGACGGUACGGUCUCGUUGGAGGAGUGGAAGAGAGGCGGUCUUACGACAAUCCCCCUGUUGGUUCUUUUGGGUCUAGAUUCCCAUGUGAAGGAGGAUGGGAACCAUCUGUGGAGGUUGAAACACUUCAGUAAACCCGCAUACUGCAACCUCUGUCUAAACAUGCUGGUUGGUCUCGGCAAGAAAGGACUCUGUUGCGUGUUUUGCAAAUACACGGUACACGAGAGGUGCGUGCAGAGAGCGCCAGCUUCUUGUAUAGCCACUUACGUCAAGAGCAAGAAGACGUCCCAGACGAUGGUUCAUCAUUGGGUCGAGGGUAAUUGUCACGGAAAAUGUUCCAAGUGCAGAAAGACGAUCAAGAGUUACAACGGCAUUACCGGCCUGCAUUGCAGAUGGUGCCAGAUAACCCUGCACAAUAGGUGUGUGUCGCAAGUACGAGCAGAAUGUACAUUCGGCGAGCACGCGGUGCACAUCCUUCCGCCUACAGCGAUCUGCCCCGUUGUUUUGGAUAGACAGAGAUCGUUGUCGAGAGAUAGCAAACGAGGUAGCAAAUACGGCCAGGACACUUCAUCCGUUAGUUCCGGUGGUUUCCUGACGUGUGGCAGUUCAUCAAGUCAACAGCCGGCCAUGUCAUUUCAAAUCACACCGCCACCUGACACGACACCGCUCUUGGUAUUCAUAAAUCCGAAGUCGGGCGGUCGACAGGGGGAACGAAUGUUACGAAAAUUUCAAUAUAUCCUGAACCCUCGGCAGGUCCAUAAUUUAGCGAUCGGCGGACCCAUGCAGGGCCUGCAGAUGUUUAAGGACGUGGAGAAUUUCAAGGUGAUUUGUUGUGGCGGCGACGGCACGGUCGGCUGGGUCUUGGAGACCAUGGAUCGCGUGCAGUUCGAACAACAACCUGCCGUUGGCGUUAUUCCUCUUGGUACAGGCAACGAUCUUGCCAGGUGUUUGCGUUGGGGCGGUGGCUACGAAGGCGAAGCGGUGCACAAGGUUCUUAAGAAAAUAGAAAAGGCGACACCGGUAAUGAUGGACCGUUGGCAAAUAGAGGUUCACGAUCAAAAGGACGAGAAAAAAGGCAAUCAAGACAGUAUACCGUACAAUAUCAUUAAUAAUUAUUUCUCGGUGGGCGUUGACGCCGCCAUUUGCGUGAAGUUUCACAUGGAAAGGGAGAAGAAUCCCGAGAAGUUCAACAGCAGAAUGAAAAAUAAGCUGUGGUACUUCGAAUACGCGACGACGGAACAAUUUGCCGCGAGUUGUAAAAAUCUUCACGAGGAUCUCGAGAUAAUCUGCGACGGUACGCCUUUAGAUUUGGCUCAUGGGCCAUCUCUGCAAGGGGUCGCAUUGUUAAACAUUCCUUUCACUCACGGGGGUUCGAAUCUUUGGGGUGAACAUCACACGCGCCACCGCCUCGGCAAACGGAAAAAGCGACCCGACAAGGAACUUAGCACCAGUAGCUUCAAUUCCGUAGAUCUCACAGUCGCUAUUCAGGAUAUCGGCGACAAUCUUAUCGAAGUAAUAGGCUUGGAGAACUGCUUACACAUGGGUCAGGUGAAGACCGGCCUUCGGCAUUCCGGCAGAAGACUCGCCCAAUGCAGCAGCGUCACCAUAAUCACGAGCAAACGAUUUCCCAUGCAGAUCGACGGGGAGCCUUGGAUGCAGGGCCCUUGUACGAUUCGCAUUACACACAAAAAUCAAGUACCAAUGCUGAUGGCACCGCCGCCGGAUAAGAGCAAGGGCUUCUUCCGGUUUUUAAAGAGGUUUUUUGUACCAAAAAAAGGAAGCUUAGUCGUAAAACGCGCUUAGACAUACAACAAUUGCGACUUAUUUUUUUAUUUAUUCAACUGUAUAUUUAUUUAUUUAUUUAUUCUUCUCGUAUACUUCUUUGUAUAAGUCAGAGCAAUAUAUCAGAGGCAUAUCAGCGAGCGUGACGUAUUGUAACGUUCAGUUAUCAAUACUUGCGAAAUCACAAGUUGUAGAAUCGUUGAAGUGAAUCAUGGUUUCGUCCCGAUUACAACGUGUAAUCAUCAAUGAUGAAUGUGUAAUCUUUGCGCUAUAUUUGUUACUUUCGAUGAUUGUGAUCGUUACUUCUUCACGUUCACACACUUUGAGUACCUGCAUUUCAUGUGUUGGCAAACAGCUAUAACUAACUACAUAAUUAUAACUCUCUGUCUCUUUCUUGUAAAUCCAUUAAUAUAUUCUUCUCUUGUAUUACACGCAUACAAGCGACUGUAUUUUACACACUACUGUGAUGGCCCUAUGUUGGUUGAAAUAACGGAUGCUUCGAGCGAAAUGCAUCUCCUUCCUUUCCUAGCGAUCGUUGUUAUUCCCUAAUACGAACUUUGUACGCAAACGAUACGUCGAUCGAGUCUGCUCCGUUUCUCAGGAUUUCCCGCGAAAAGUCGCGUAGUCUUUAAUAAGAGAGCACACGUCUACAUUGAUAUGAAUUCCAUUUCCGAGCACUCGUUAGACACACAUUUCGUUAAUGAGUCCGACUAGAAUAUCAAUUUUCAAUCUAAUUGUAAUAGAGAUGGGACUUUAUGCUUUUAUAAUUAAUAUAUACGCGCAGCCGAGGGAAAAUAAUAUUUACAAAUUACAAUCCCGCAGGGACCAUCUCGAGAUAUAAUGCAUCUAACGAUAAAGAUGAGAUCUUAAAUUUUUCAUAUCUCCGAUACAGACCGAUGAUCUUUUCGAAUUGUCAUUUUAGCGACACGUCGCAGGUUUCACUCGCGUUUCACCACGCGGAAUGUGAAUCGAUAAACGUGACGUGCGACAUAGUUAAUUAAUUUUAGAGGGGGAAGGAAAGAAAUGAAAAAUAUUAUAAGUAGAAUUAGUAUAGUUUACACAACAUUUAUGAUAAUUCAGAAUACAACAUUACCUCCGUCAGUUUACUUAUCCCCCCCUCCCCUCUCUCUCUCUCUCUCUUUAAAUAUACUACUAGUCGCUCAUGAUCGUCAUUGUUUUUUACCGCGAAAUUGCGCAUAAUUUCUGUGACGAUUGACGCAGUCGAUUAGCUGAUAGAGGGAUCGAAAUAUUACGCUUAAAAGAUAAAAUCCUGUAAUUAAUAAAGCCUUGACUUUUAAGUCGUCACCUGCUAGUGAUCGAGUUUAGUUCGGGAAACGAGAAACGACGAGAGAGUGAGAGAUCGCCACGACAACGCUCGCGGUGAUCUGUGGCACCUCGUCGUCCUUACGAUCUGUGAAUACUAAAACGGUACAAUAACGACGAUAUUGGUUUUCUAUUGGAUUGGCGCAGUGUCUCAGUGUGCUUUGUCAUUGUGUAACAUUAUGAUGUGAAGAAGACCCAAAAAUUAUUCGUUAUGCGGCAGUACAAGGAAACGUGAAUCGAUCGAAGGCUCUUUGGAAGAUUGAAAGUGGGAAUAAUCGCGACUAAACAACUAUGAGAAACGUAUGAUCUAAAAACGAAACCGACGAAAGAUAAAGAGAGGUUCGCGCGCCGACGAUGUUCCAAAAAGGACCUCGUGAAGAUUGAUUUAGCCUCAAGAGAGAACACAUAGCUUCUUCGUCGCAAAGAAAGCAGUCACGAAAUAUGAAUCGGAUGUAACGUUGUCAAAGCAAAUUUCUACUAUAGGAUCAUUAUCGACCCCUGUGUACCGUCUUGGAGCGAAAUGACCUUGCAUGAGCUGCGCGAAUUCGGGAGGAAUGCAAUGGAUCUUGUAUAUACACAAUGAUGACAGAGAGAGGAUAAAUCGCAGAGAGAAUACUUGCUACGUACAAAGAAGUAACGUGCAAAGUCAGAUGAAAAUACGCCGCUAUAAGAACAAUCACUUGGGCCGGUAACGAAUCUUAAAGUACGCUCGCUUUUAUAAUUUCGAAGAAGGAUCUUUCAAUUACUUGCACUUUAUUCUUUUUCAAACGAUAAACAUUCAAACAUUUCCAACAAUAACAAGAACCGCUGUAUGAAAUGUAAAUUUGAUUUCGCUGAAUGAAUUUCUGUAAUUUUCUGUCAAUCAACCUACUGUUUGCACAACAACGGAGCAGAACCGUGUGUUAUAACUCUCUUUGAAGAUAUUUCGAAUCUAUUUGACUGCUAACAAAGCGGUCGUUACAUGCAGAGUUACAUGCAAUUUACCACAGUCCGAUUCACUUUUCUCUUCUCGCUUUCGAUGGGUAUAUGUGAUCCGUAAACAAUGUUCGGCAUACGAAACGUACGCACGUUAUAGUCGUUAAGCGCUACUUACGAGUAUCCGACGUUAGCUGAAUUUACUGCCACCUUUUUUGGGUCUACGUACGUUUGAGCACUACUGCCAUUUUCCAAAGGACAGACACGUACAUGAAUGAAAAGCCUGUCUAUAGUGUAUAAUAUAAUAUAAGAAAUAAAGUGUAAAUUUAUCGCGCA